Molecule: messenger RNA, 1330 nt
Organism: Harpegnathos saltator (Jerdon's jumping ant)
Lineage: Eukaryota; Metazoa; Arthropoda; Insecta; Hymenoptera; Formicidae
Exons: 3
Coding region: 463-828 (121 amino acids)
Source: RefSeq, a predicted model, not a curated record
GCAAUAUAUUGCAUCUAGCAUCACUGGCUGGAGGACUAGGGAGUGGCCGGGAUCCUCGGUCAUAGUGAGCGAGGAUACCUCAGCGGAGACAAACAAGGUGCACGACAACAAGGAGCCAACAUCACGCGGAAGCCUCUCCAGGGAAAGAAAGAAAAAUUAGAAGCAACAUCCCAAAACCGCGUGAUCGGAGAAGGAAAAAAAACGGGAUAAGGAGCGGAACGGUCGGUACCGCAAACGUACCGCAAGCGUACCGCAAACGUACCGAAGCUAUCGAAUACCGGAUAUCGAGGACACGAGGACACGAAAACGUGAAGAGAGAGAGCGAGCGAGAGGAAGAAUAGCGGCAGGAGCGAGGCGAGAAAGCGAGCGGAGGAGCGUGACGUCGACGGAGAAGGCUACCGCACGGCGAGCGUGAUUGUUGAGAGAAGCUGUCAGAAAUUGCUGCGAAAUUCGUACGCUACGAUGUCGCAGACCCUCAAGCAUUGGAAAGAAUUUGAGCAAGAAAACCAGGAGAACAUCAAGCUGAUCAAACGGAAAUAUCCUGAAUUUUGGAUCAAUUUAUUGAAAUUCAUGCAUACUUCUCACAAGAAGACGCAGGCCCGCGAGGCCAUGGUCCUGAACUAUUCGCCGACGCACGAACACGGCACGCAGACGUUCGAGACCAGGGAGCAGGAUGUCAGUCAGGGAGUCGACCGACAUGUGCAGACCAUGAACGUCUGCUUUGCCCAUCAAUUAAAGAUCAUAAUGGAGCGGCACGUAAUGCAGACAGAGCGAGAGGGACGCGAAGGCAAUUAUCAGAGGAGGGGGGGAAUCGGCGGAGCCGGCUAGCACGAUAGAGAGUUGGAGGGCAUAGAGCUGCGAUCGUUCGGGAUCGCGGCGCGACGUCCCGGUGGGAGCCGGGACCGGCCGAGACUUCUCCGGGACUCGCCGAGCGUCCCUCCCGUCGGGAAGCCAUUUGAGUUCAGGUCCAUUGCGUUCAGAACAUUGCUGGAACUGCUGGAGCUGCGCCGCCGAUACAGCAGAUACCCGCAUGAGACGGACUCUUGCAUUCUAUACGAUUUAGACAUAAUAAGAGGGUGCGAUUACUGUCAGGAGGAGAGGCAAAGCCAGAGACCGCACGUCUCUGGUCGCGGACACGUCAACCGCUCCAGCCUAUAAAGGGCGCGUUUUCGUUGUUUUUUCUCCUCCUUCUUUUUUUUAUUUUCUUUUGUGUUUUGACAAUAGCUCUGUCGGUAUGUACUCCGUGUGAAACAGUAUUGUCGUUGUAACGAGAAUGGCCACAAGUAAAAUAAAGGCCUCAAAUAAAAUAAAGGAAACCAAGACAAUGGUA